UGCCGGCCGGCAGCUGCUCAGCGAUUGGCCCAUUUCCACGCCGUGGUGUGACGUGCUGUCCCGGACCUGUGUACCCACGUGUGGCGCGAACGGGAGACACCGGUGAGCUGCCGAUCGGCUUCCGCGGUUCCGGAGAGCGAGUGCCUGCUCCGUCAUGCCUCACAGAAAGAAAAAGCCCUUUAUAGAGAAGAAGAAAGCUGUCUCUUUCCACUUGGUCCACCGGAGCCAGCGCGAUCCUUUAGCAGCAGAUGAAACUGCCCCCCAGAGGGUACUGUUGCCCACCCAGAAGGUCAAUGAUGAAGAAAGACGAGCAGAACAGAGGAAGUAUGGGGUGUUCUUCGACGAUGACUAUGACUACCUGCAGCACCUGAAGGAGCCAUCUGGGCCCGCAGAGCUCAUUCCCAGUACCGCCUUCAGCACAAACAGCAAUGAUGAGAAAGAAGAAACCUUAGUAUGUUCAAGCACUGGAAUUAAGUUGCCUUCAUCGGUGUUUGCGUCAGAGUUUGAGGAGGAUGUUGGAUUGUUAAACAAAGCAGCUCCAGUUUCAGGACCGCGACUGGAUUUGGAUCCUGACAUUAUUGCUGCUCUCGAUGAUGAUUUUGACUUUGACGACCCAGAUAACCUCCUUGAAGAUGACUUCAUUCUCCGGGCAAAUAAGCCGACAGGAGAAGAGGCAAUGGGUUUGCCGGAAUCUGAGAGUGAAGAUGACAAUGAGUGGGAAGACAUGGACAUUGAGGAAGGGAGCAGUGAUGGCUGUAGCUCUGCAGGCCCACUGUCAGAUGGAGGUGACAGAUCUGCCCCUGAGUCACCUCAAGACGACAUCAAAAGACACCUGUUUUGGGAAGAGGAAACCAAAAGCCGUUUCACAGAGUAUUCCAUGACCUCCUCAAUCAUGAGGAGAAAUGAACAGCUGACUCUACAUGAUGAGCGGUUUGAGAAGUUUUAUGAACAAUAUGAUGAUGAUGAAAUUGGAGCUCUGGAUAAUGCAGAACUGGAAGGUUCCAUUCAAGUAGACAGCAAUCGGUUGCAGGAAGUUUUGAAUGACUACUAUAAGGAGAAAGCAGAGAAUUGUGUCAAAUUGAAUACUCUUGAGCCUUUUGAGGAUCCAGAUCUGCCAACAAAUGAGCUUGAUGAGUCUGAGAAGGAAGACAUGGUCACCAUGGUCCUUCAGGAAGCCAAAGAGAAGUGGGAUUGCGAGUCCAUCUGCAGUACAUACUCCAAUUUGUACAACCACCCACAGCUCAUCAGAUGUGAACCAAAGCCCAAACAGAUCCACCUGUCUUCUAAAACGGGAAUACCUCUCAAUGUCUUACCUAAAAAAGGACUCACCGCAAAGCAGGUCGAACGGAUGCAGAUGAUCAAUAGCAGUGAUCUACCCAAGGUGUCAACCCAGCCACGGCCCAAAAGUGAGAGCAAAGAGGAUAAAAGAGCCAGAAAGCAAGCCAUAAAAGAGGAGCGGAAGGAACGAAGAGUUGAAAAGAAAGCUAACAAGCUAGCAUUUAAACUGGAGAAAAGACGGCAAGAAAAGGAGCUGCUGAACUUGAAGAACAUUGAGGGUCUAAAGCUGUAGGUGUGGAGCAUUCAGUAUAAGUUGUGUUUCUCUUUUAGUAAUCUUCAUUGUGCUCCAUAAUUUACCAAGAUCUUAAGAGAGGUGAACUUGUCCCUGUCAUUUUUAUAUGGGAAUAGCUGAGAUAAGUAAAGUAUUUGUAGUUUUAUACAAGUAAGGUUCUCUUGUCAGCUACCUUGUAAAUAUUACAAUGUUUUGACUUUAAUAUUAUAAGCUUAUAUUCCCUCUGAAAUAAAUGACUUCAUGAAAGUAAAAUGUUUGGAUAAAUUAAAGGAAAAUAUCUUUAUAACGUGCA
Molecule: messenger RNA, 1862 nt
Organism: Cricetulus griseus (Chinese hamster)
Lineage: Eukaryota; Metazoa; Chordata; Mammalia; Rodentia; Cricetidae
Source: RefSeq, a predicted model, not a curated record